AUGGGCAGCGCGGAGCACGCAGUCAAAGAGAAACUGCUGUGGAACGUGAAAAAGGAGGUGAAACAAAUCAUGGAGGAGGCUGUCACCAGGAAGUUUGUUCACGAAGAUAGCAGCCACAUCAUUGCUCUGUGUGGUGCAGUGGAGGCUUGCCUCCUGCAUCAGCUGAGACGCCGUGCCGCCGGCUUUCUGCGCAGUGACAAGGUAGCAGCUCUGUUCACCAAGGUGGGGAAGACGUUCCCAGUAGCUGGGGAGAUUUGCCACAAGGUACAGGAGCUACAGCAACAAGUAGAGGGCAGGAAACCCUUGGUGAGUAACCAGGAAGCCCUGCGGAGACAGGGCUCUGCCAGUGGGAAGGCCCCGGCCCUCAGCCCACAGGCCCUGAAACACAUAUGGGUACGCACAGCGCUCAUCGAGAAGGUGCUGGACAGGGUCGUGCAGUACCUGGUGGAGAACUGCAGCAAGUACUAUGAGAAGGAGGCGUUACUGGCAGACCCUGUGUUUGGUCCCAUCUUGGCCUGUCUUCUAGUGGGACCCUGUGCCUUGGAGUACACCAAACUCAAGACAGCCGACCACUACUGGACGGACCCUUCUGCUGAUGAGCUGGUCCAGAGGCACCGAAUCCGGGGUCCCUUUAACCGCCAGGACUCCCCUGCGAAGCGCCCAGCCCUAGGAAUCCGGAAGCGGCACUCAAGCGGCAGCACCUCGGAGGACAGGCUAGCUGCCUGCGCCCGCGAGUACGUGGAGUCCCUGCACCAGAACUCCAGGACGCGGCUGCUCUAUGGCAAGAACAACGUGCUGGUGCAGCCGAAGGAGGACAUGGAAGCUGUCCCUGGCUACCUCUCCCUGCACCAGUCUGCAGAGAGCCUAACUCUGAAGUGGACUCCCAACCAGCUCAUGAACGGGACUCUGGGGGACUCCGAGCUGGAAAAGAGCGUUUACUGGGACUAUGCCCUGGUUGUGCCCUUCAGUCAGAUUGUCUGCAUCCACUGCCACCAGCAAAAGAACGGUGGCACGCUCGUACUGGUGAGCCAGGAUGGCAUCCAGAGGCCACCGCUGCACUUCCCACAGGGAGGCCACCUGCUGUCCUUUUUGUCCUGCCUGGAGAAUGGUCUUCUGCCUCGAGGGCAGCUAGAGCCCCCGCUCUGGACCCAGCAGGGGAAGGGGAAGGUGUUCCCCAAGCUACGGAAACGCGGCAGCACGCGGCCCGCAGAUGCGGAGGAGAUGGGCACAGGGUGGGCCACCGACUACGUGUUCCGCAUCGUUUACCCUGGUCACAGGCACGAGCACAUCACUAUUAACUACCACCACCUAGCGGCCAGCCGCGCGGCCUCGGUGGACGAUGAUGAGGAAGAGGAGGAUAAACUACACGCGAUGCUCUCAAUGAUCUGCUCGCGGAACCUCACAGCUCCCAAUCCGAUGAAAGAUGCUGGUGACAUGAUCGAGAUGCAGGGCUUUGGGCCCAGCCUUCCGACCUGGCACCCAGAACCCCUGUGUAGCCAGGGCUCCUCCUGUCUCUCCUGCUCCACUGGCAGCUCGCCAUAUGCAACUCCCAGCCACUGCAGCUGUGUCCCCGACCGGUUGCCCCUCAGGCUACUGUGUGAGAGCAUGAAGAGGCAGAUCGUGUCGCGGGCCUUCUACGGCUGGCUGGCCUACUGCCGCCACCUGUCCACCGUGCGGACCCACCUGUCAGCGCUGGUGCAUCACAGCGUCAUCUCGCCUUCCCGGCCCCCGGGGGCCUCGGGGGGCCUCACCAAGGAUGUGUGGAGCAAGUAUCAGAAGGACGAGAAGAACUACAAGGAGCUGGAGCUGCUGCGGCAAGUUUACUACGGAGGUGUGGAGCACGAGAUCCGCAAGGACGUCUGGCCCUUUCUGCUUGGCCACUACAAGUUUGGCAUGAGCAAGAAGGAGAUGGAGCAGGUGGACGCAGUGGUGGCAGCAAGGUACCAGCGAGUACUGGCGGAGUGGAAGGCCUGCGAGGUGGUGGUGAGGCAGCGGGAGCGGGAGGCUCACCCAGCCACACUCACCAAGUUCUCCUCAGGCAGCAGCAUCGACAGCCACGUGCAGCGCCUCAUCCACCGAGAUUCCACCAUUAGCAAUGACGUGUUUUUCUCUGUGGAUGAGCCGGAGCCCCCGAAGCCCCCAGGCACUGAAGACUGCAGACCAGAGCCUGAGGAGGGCCCGGGAGCGGGGUCCCCGGGCGCCGUGGUGGUGGAGCAGCAGCAGUCAGUGGAGUUCGAUUCUCCAGACUCAGGACUGCCUUCCUCCCGCAAUUACUCCGUGGCCUCGGGCAUCCAGUCGAGCAUAGAUGAGGGGCCGAGUGCGGGCUUCGAGGAGGACUGCGGUGGGGAGGAAGGCUCCGAUGGGCCGGUACCCUCAGUCCACACUUUCUCCGAGCCCCAAGAUCCCAGCCAGGAGGCGGCCUCGGAGGCAGGGGAGGAGCUCGCGGCCGUGUGCACCUCUGCCUACACUAUAGAACUCCUGGACACUGUGGCCUUAAAUCUGCACCGCAUUGACAAGGAUGUGCAGCGAUGCGACCGCAACUACUGGUACUUCACACCCCCCAACCUCGAGAGGCUCAGAGACAUCAUGUGCAGCUACGUGUGGGAACACCUGGACAUGGGCUAUGUGCAGGGCAUGUGUGAUCUGCUGGCACCUCUGCUGGUCAUCCUGGAUAAUGAUCAGCUGGCCUACAGCUGUUUCAGCCACCUUAUGAAGAGGAUGAGCCAGAACUUCCCCAACGGGGGUGCCAUGGACACCCACUUUGCUAACAUGCGCUCCCUCAUCCAGAUCCUGGACUCAGAGCUGUUUGAACUGAUGCAUCAGAAUGGAGACUACACCCACUUCUACUUCUGUUACCGCUGGUUCCUCCUGGAUUUUAAGAGAGAGCUGCUCUAUGAAGAUGUGUUUGCUGUGUGGGAGGUGAUCUGGGCGGCCCAGCACAUCUCAUCGGAGCACUUCGUCCUGUUCAUUGCCCUGGCCCUGGUGGAGGCCUACCGCGAGAUUAUCCGGGACAACAACAUGGACUUCACUGACAUCAUCAAGUUCUUCAAUGAACGAGCUGAGCAUCACAAUGCCCAGGAGAUCCUGCAGAUUGCCCGGGACCUCGUCCACAAGGUGCAGAUGCUCAUAGAGAACAAGUGAGGGCUGCAACCCAAGGCAGCAGCCGGUCGGAGUCUGGGCCCCGGGUCCUCCGGGUGCCCCGGGCCCCGCAGGGAGAGGUGCAGGGGCGUCACAGCAGAGACCGCCCCAGCUCUCAGCCAAGCCUGCCUGCCCGCCUGUGUUCCUAACAAAGUGCU
This is a messenger RNA of Pteronotus mesoamericanus, 3296 nucleotides long. RefSeq names its product small G protein signaling modulator 2 (gene SGSM2). NCBI's taxonomy places the organism in Eukaryota, Metazoa, Chordata, Mammalia, Chiroptera, Mormoopidae. The record is from RefSeq and is a predicted model, not a curated record. Gene Ontology annotation, molecular function: GTPase activator activity. Gene Ontology annotation, biological process: activation of GTPase activity. The coding region runs from base 1 to 3141 and encodes 1046 amino acids. The transcript has 24 exons.